Messenger RNA from Sorex fumeus (smoky shrew), 2222 nucleotides. It is a transcript of the gene GGT1, whose product is annotated as gamma-glutamyltransferase 1. Gene Ontology annotation, molecular function: glutathione gamma-glutamate hydrolase. Gene Ontology annotation, biological process: peptide modification; regulation of immune system process; regulation of inflammatory response. Lineage: Eukaryota; Metazoa; Chordata; Mammalia; Eulipotyphla; Soricidae. The record is from RefSeq and is a predicted model, not a curated record. Gene Ontology annotation, cellular component: plasma membrane. The coding region runs from base 410 to 2113 and encodes 567 amino acids. The transcript is spliced from 17 exons.
AGUGGAGGGUCUGGGGACCGCGCUGAGGAGCUGCCCGAGUGAGAGGGAUGCCAGACGCACCCCCGUGUGGCCUCAGCCCCCGUCUGUGAUUAGCCUUGACCUGUCCUCCGAGGAGCACCGGCUCUCCCGUGUCCUUGCUGCCUGGAGCCCCAGAGACCCCAGAGAUCCCUGCCUGGAAGGGAGAGACAGCCGUGAGCCCCACGCAGCUCUCGUGAGCCUCCCCACAGCUGGCACUGUCACUGCCGCUCAACAGCCAUUGGGGACGCGCCCACAGUCCCGGGCAGGAGUUUCUGGAGUGGACGGCGUGGCUGCAGGCUCCUGCGAGGGUGAGAGGGUUCUGCUAUCCGCCCUGUGUCCCGUGGUGUCUCCCAGCUGAGGCUCCCAGCUGCGUUCCUCCAACAGAAGAGCCAUGAAGAAAAGGUACCUGGUGCUGGCCCUGCUGGCCGUGGCCCUGGUGCUCCUCAUCGUGGGCCUCUCCCUCUGGCUGUCCAAGGCGCCGCCAGAAGAGAGCCACGUGUACCCCAAGGCGGCUGUGGCUGCCGAUGCCAAGCGCUGCUCAGAGAUUGGGAGGGACAUUCUGAAGGAGGGAGGCUCGGCGGUGGACGCGGCCAUCGCGGCCCUGCUGUGCAUGGGGCUCAUGAACAUCCACAGCAUGGGCAUCGGGGGCGGCCUGUUCCUCACCAUCUACAACAGCACCACCCGGACAGCUGAGGUCAUCAAUGCCCGCGAGGUGGCCCCUGAGCAGGCCUCUGAGACCAUGUUCAACAGCUCGUCCAUGGCCAGAGAAGGGGGCCUGUCUGUGGCGGUUCCCGGCGAGAUCCGGGGCUAUGAGCUGGCGCACCAGCGGCAUGGGCGGCUGCCCUGGGCCCGCCUCUUCCAGCCCAGCAUCCAGAUGGCCCGCGAGGGCUUCCCCGUGGGCAAGUCUCUGGCAACGGCACUGGAGAAGGCGAAGGCCACCAUCGAGGGGCGCCCAGCGCUGUGUGAGGUCUUCUGCCGAGACGGGAAGGUCCUCCGGGAGGGGGACAGAUUGACCCUGCUGAAAUUAGCCGAGACGUAUGAGACGGUGGCCAGGGAGGGCGCUCAGGCCUUCUACCGCGGGAGCCUCACGGACCAGAUUGUCAAAGACAUCCGCGAAGCAGGGGGAAUUGUCACUCUCAACGACCUGAACAAGUACCGUGCCGAGGUCCAGGCUCCGGUGAGCAUCAGCCUCGGGGACUCCAAGCUCUACGCGCCCAGUGCCCCUCUCAGUGGCCCCGUACUGACCCUCAUCCUCAACAUCCUCAAAGGGUACAACUUCUCCCCGGAGAGCGUCAAGACAGCGGAACAGAAGAGCCUGACAUACCACCGCAUCGUCGAAGCCUUUCGCUUUGCCUAUGCCAAGAGGACCCUGCUGGCAGACCCCAAGUUUGUGGAUGUCACUAAGGUGAUCCGCAACAUGACCUCCGAGUUCUUCGCUGACCAACUCCGGGCCCGCAUCUCUGACACCAGCACACACCCGAGUGAAUACUACGAGCCUGCCUUCUACACGCCAGACGAUGGCGGCACUGCCCACCUGUCCGUGGUCUCCGAGGACGGCAGCGCCGUGUCUGCCACCAGCACCAUCAACCUCCAGUUUGGCUCCAAGGUGCGAUCCCGGAUCAGCGGGAUCCUGUUCAAUGAUGAGAUGGACGACUUCAGCUCCCCCAACAUCACCAACAACUUCGGGGUGCCCCCCUCAAAGAUCAACUUCAUCCAGCCAGGGAAGCAGCCGCUCUCGUCCAUGUGCCCGGCUAUCAUCGUGGGGCCGGAUGGCCGCGUCCGCAUGGUGGUGGGCGCCUCUGGGGGCACGCACAUCACCACAGCCACUGCGCAGGCCAUCAUCAACAAUCUGUGGUUUGGCUACGACGUGAAGCGGGCAGUGGAGGAGCCCCGGGUGCACAACCAGCUCUACCCCAACGUCACGACAGUGGAGAAAGACAUUGACCCGGUCGUGGUCACAGGCCUGCACGCCCGGAAUCACGUCACCAAGGACGCGUCCCCCUACGUCGGUGUGGUGCAGGCCAUUGUCCACACAGCCGAUGGCUGGGCAGCUGCCUCAGACUCCAGGAAAGGCGGGGAACCUGCGGGCUACUGAGCACUCCGACGGGCCAGGCCGGCUGGUAGCCCAGCAGUGGGACCUUGGAGGCCGUCCUUCCCCUUGGCAGGGCAGAGCAGUGCAAUAAAAGGGGGUGCUCAGAGCAGCC